CAAAGAAGGCGGACGGCAAAUAUAUCUACCGUCAAACUGGCCCUCCUGCCGUUAUCACUUCCGUCACUUUCUCUGCCUGCCUUAAUAUUUCCGCCUCCAUUUUUCGCCAUUUCCACGCACCAGUUUUCGCUCUCCUCCGCUCUCCACUGGAGUGAUGGAUGCCGCUUGUAGUUUGUCUCGGUCAAAUGUGCUAUAUGGAGGUGAAAUCACUGGUUGCAGGGCCCCGGAAACAUUGAAUUUGGGGACUAGUUUGAAGUAUAAGCGUAUAUGCCGUAACUUUUUUGGGGAUUCAAGACUUUAUGCGGGAACAAAUUCACCAAAGAAGUUGAAGAAGAACUGCUCGCGCUAUGUUAUUUCAGCCAGUGGUCGAACUCUCAAUGACGGCAGUUUCUGGCAGUGGCAUAACAGUUCUAGUGGUUCUGCCUUAUACAACUCUAGAAAUCUUAAUAGUAUUUCAAAGCGUGUGAUUCUGUCACGAUGUCAGGGAAGUGAAUCAGUAGCUUAUCUAAAUGGAAAUGGCAGAGAUGCGGAGGUCAUUAAGACUGGCGAGGAAGAGGCCGGCCUUGAAUCUAUUGUGUCUGGGGACAUUGGUGAGGAAGAAGGAGACGAGGCUCCUAGUUUGGAUGAACUAAAGGAAGCGUUGUUGAAGGCACUGAAAGAUUUAGAUGUUGCACGAUUAAGCAGUACAAUGUUUGAGGAGAAAGCUCAGACAUUGUCAGAAACUGCUAUAGCACUUAAGGAUGAAGCUAAAAAUGCAUGGGAUGAUGUCAAUAGGGCCCUUGGUGACAUUGAAGAUGUCAUAAACGAAGAGACUAUUGUCAAAGAAGAAGUUCAGAAAGCAACAUUGGCUCUUUCUUCAGCGGAGGCAAGACUCAAUGUGGCUAUUGACUCAUUGAAGAUUGCAAAUGAAAGGAAUGGAUUUUCAAAUGCUUCUAAAGAAAGUGAUCCUGAGGACGAUAUUGAAAAGGAUGAUUCAAGUGAUGAUGAAGUACUCUUGGCUUCUCAGGAGGAUGUAAAAAAAUGUCAAGAUCAUCUAGAGAAGUGUGAGGAUGAGCUCAGAAGGGUGCAAAGCAGAAAAGAGGAAUUACAAAAGGAAGUAGACCGCUUGAAUGUAGCCGCUGAGCAAGCACAGAUUAAGGCUUCUAAAGCAGAAGAAGAUGUGGCAAACAUUAUGCUUUUAGCGGAGCAAGCUGUAGCUAACGAACUUGAGGCUGCGCAACAUGCUGAUGAAGCUGAGGUUGCAUUGCAGAGGGCAGAAAAAAAACUUGCCCUGUCUAGCAUUGAGAAUACGGAGUCUACUGCAGAGGGAAUCAACAAUUUAGAAGUAUCUCAAGGAAGUAGUGCAGAUGGUGUUGUUGAGGUUGCAGAGUUACAUGGACAAUCGGAGGAGUCAAGUUUGUCAUAUGAGAGUGACAAAGAGAAUGGAAAGUUGACCGUGGAAGUCCUCAAGGACAGUGAAACAGAUAAAGAGAAGUUAAAAUCUAUUCAAAGUAAGGUACAGGAGAUGCAGAAAGAAUCCACAAAGGAGAUUUCUCCGUUAAGUGCUCCAAAAGCAUUACUGAAGAAAUCAUCCCGAUUCUUUUCUGCAUCUUUUUUUUCUUCUACGGCAGAUGAGGAAGAGUUCACACCAGGUUCCAUUUUCCAUGGCCUUGUGGAGUCUGCAAAGAAGCAAUUGCCUAAGCUGGUUUUUGGAUCAUUACUUGUAGGAGCAGGAGCUAUGAUUUAUAUCAAUCGAGGUGAAAGGAUUAAACAGUUAUAUCAACAGCCGGACAUCAUCACCACUGGGGUUGAUGAAGUGUCAACUACUGCAAAGCCUCUGGUCCGAGAAAUAAAGAAACUUCCAACUAAACUGAAGAAAUUAAUGGAGAUGAUUCCCCAUCAAGAGAUAAACGAGGAAGAAGCUUCCCUCUUUGACAUGUUAUGGCUACUACUUGCAAGUGUCAUAUUUGUGCCUCUUUUCCAGAAAAUCCCUGGAGGUAGUCCCGUUCUUGGAUACUUGGCUGCUGGGAUCUUAAUUGGACCUUAUGGUCUCUCUAUUAUUCGCAAUGUACAUGCAACUAAGGCCAUUGCUGAGUUUGGGGUUGUCUUCUUGCUAUUUAAUAUUGGCCUUGAGCUCUCUGUUGAAAGACUAAGCUCAAUGAAGAAAUAUGUGUUUGGAUUGGGCUCAGCUCAGGUGCUGGUGACUGCUGUAGUUGUUGGCCUAAUUGCUCAUCAUACCGCUGGUCUGGCUGGUCCUGCUGCAAUUGUCAUCGGGAAUGGCCUUGCAUUAUCCUCAACUGCUGUUGUCCUUCAGGUAUUGCAAGAGCGUGGCGAGAGCACAUCACGCCAUGGACGAGCUACAUUCUCCGUGUUACUUUUCCAGGAUUUGGCAGUGGUGGUUUUGCUCAUACUGAUACCCCUUGUUUCACCUAGUUCGUCUAAAGGAGGGAUUGGUUUUCAAGCAAUUGCUGAAGCGCUUGGAUUGGCUGCCGUGAAGGCAGUUGUUGCCAUCUCGGCCAUUAUUGCAGGUGGACGCUUGCUGCUUCGCCCAAUUUAUAAGCAAAUUGCUGAGAACAAAAAUGCAGAAAUAUUUUCUGCAUGUACUUUGCUUGUUAUCUUAGGCACUAGUCUCCUUACUGCGAGGGCUGGCCUUUCCAUGGCUUUAGGGGCAUUUUUGGCUGGAUUGCUUCUAGCCGAAACUGAAUUCUCCUUGCAGGUCGAAUCUGAUAUUGCUCCCUACCGCGGGCUUCUAUUGGGACUUUUCUUCAUGACGGUUGGAAUGUCCAUUGAUCCAAAACUUCUAGCUUCAAAUUUCCCAGUUAUUACAGGAACACUCGCCCUUCUAAUUGCUGGCAAGACCAUCUUGGUUGCCCUUGUUGGAAAACUUUUUGGUGUUUCAAUUAUAUCAGCAAUAAGAGUUGGACUUCUACUUGCACCGGGUGGAGAAUUUGCUUUUGUAGCUUUUGGUGAAGCUGUUAACCAGGGAAUAAUGUCCUCACAGAUGUCGUCACUACUUUUUCUUGUGGUUGGAAUUUCAAUGGCAUUGACUCCUUGGUUAGCUGCUGGAGGCCAAUUGAUAGCAUCACGCUUUGAGCUGCAUGAUGUUCGAAAUCUAUUGCCUGAUGAGAGUGAGACGGAUGAUUUGCAAGAUCAUAUAAUCAUAUGUGGUUUUGGACGUGUUGGCCAGAUUAUUGCCCAGCUUCUCUCUGAACGAUUAAUUCCAUUUGUUGCGCUUGAUGUCAGGAGUGAUAGAGUUGCUGUUGGGCGUGCACUUGACCUUCCAGUAUACUUUGGUGAUGCUGGUAGUCGAGAGGUCCUCCACAAAGUGGGUGCUGAAAGAGCCUGUGCAGCAGCAAUAACUUUGGAUAGUCCUGGAGCUAAUUACAGAACUGUUUGGGCUUUAAGCAAGUACUUUCCUAAUGUCAAAACAUUUGUCCGCGCUCAUGAUGUUGAUCACGGCCUAAAUCUAGAAAAAGCUGGUGCAACGGCGGUUGUCCCUGAGACUUUGGAACCGAGUUUGCAGUUAGCUGCGGCUGUUCUUUCACAAGCUAAAUUGCCUAUGUCAGAGAUAGUUACCACAAUCAAUGAGUUCAGAUCGCGCCACCUCUCAGAGCUUACAGAGCUCUCAGAAACCAGUGGAAGCUCUCUUGGGUACGGAUUUUCUCAGACUAUGAGCAAACCUAAACUCCAGGCAGAUGCUCCAGAUGAAAACCAACUGGCCGAAGGAUCACUGGCGAUAUGAUCAAUUAGGUACGUUAAAUAGGAAGAAAGAGUAGAAAGAAGGGGUUUUUGUUCUCCCAUAGAAAACAAGGAAAGAGGCACGAACGACUGUAUAGCAUUUUUACCCCUUUGGCAAAAGUUUGUAUAGAAACACAGCAGCUGAUCUAAAUGCUGCUGCAUCAAACUUACAAGACUCAUGGAAGAAUGAUGGAUUUUCAUUCUUUCUGCUUCAUAAAAUUUUGGUGUCUUUUGGCCAAUAUUUCGGCGCCUAAUGCAAAAACCACCUAAUUUUGGUCGA
Molecule: messenger RNA, 3997 nt
Organism: Salvia hispanica
Lineage: Eukaryota; Viridiplantae; Streptophyta; Magnoliopsida; Lamiales; Lamiaceae
Gene: KEA2
Product: K+ efflux antiporter 2
Biological process (GO): potassium ion transport; proton transmembrane transport
Cellular component (GO): chloroplast; membrane
Molecular function (GO): potassium:proton antiporter activity
Source: RefSeq, a predicted model, not a curated record